UCGUGGACCCCGUUUCUUGGGGACGGUCAAAGCGACCAGAGCUGAGAGGGUCUGGGUAGAGUUAAGGAUGUGGCUCUGGGGACCCUUGGUGACCUCCCCGGUCCCCUCCUGAAGUGACCACUUCCUGCCCCACGAGCUGGCUGUGCUGGGAACGGGAGAUUUCCCGGCCAACACCCGGCCGCCUGGAUCCUCUUUCCCUCUGGGGUCGCAGACCCCAGCUCACCCUCCUCCCACCCCUUCCCUGGCAGCGUGGUCCGCAGCAUGGAGGUGUCUGCGCUCUCUGAGGGCACGGCCAUGGCUUCCCCUCUGCACCGGGACAUGGAUGAGGAGCCAGGACCUGAUGGCUCUGAGCCAGCAGGUGACCUUCGGGCCAAGCCGCCUGUCAAGCCUAAGCCCCGGGCACUGCCCGCCAAACCUGCCCUGCCCGCCAAGCCUAGCCUGCUGGUGCCCGUGGGGCCUCGGCCGCCUCGGGGGCCCCUGGCUGAGCUGCCGUCCGCCCGGAAGAUGAACAUGCUGGCUGGGCCCCAGCCCUAUGGGGGUAGCAAGCGUCCCCUGCCCUUUGCACCAAGGCCUGUGGCUGAGGCCGCAUCCGAUAUACAAGCAGCCCAGGACCCUGGGAAGGAAGAGCCAUCCCCCUCGACACCACCCACCCGCUGUGCCGCCCCUGGGGGAGUGCGGAAGGCUCCCGCCCCGUUCCGCCCUGCCUCGGAGCGCUGUGCAGCCACCACAGUGGAGGAGAUCCUUGCCAAGAUGGAGCAGCCCAGGAGGGAGGUCCCGCCCAGCCCUGAGCGGCUCUGGGGCUCCCGCCUGUCCUUCAACCAGGAUGGCAGCUCGCGCUAUGGCCCCCGCACAGCUCUCACCCGGGGCUGGUCCCAGGAGGGACCCACAGAGUGCCAGGAGGAGCGCAACAAGGCCCCUGAGGCCAGGAGCCUCUCCUCCGACCUGGCUGUCAAUGGGGAUCUGGCUCAGCUGUCCACCUCCAAGCCACCUACUGACGCUUCCGUCAAGGCCUGGGCCCCCUCCAGUCUGGGCUGCCCUGCAGAUGUUGCUGGCCCAGUUCCAAACUCACCCCAGCCUCCUGCACUCCCCGAGAGCUCUCCCCAGCAUGGGCAGCUCCCUGGAGCCCAGAGCCCUGCAGCUUCUCCCUGCCGUCCUGAGACACUCCAGUCCCUGAGCACUGCCCAGCCUGUGGCUGCUGAGGGCCUCUGCCAGUCCCCCAGCCGGGGGCUGCCCUCUGAAGCAGCCUCGGGACACCCCAGUCCUGAGCACCCCCUAGCCAGCCUACCUCGGCCCCUGAUGGAGGCAUGUGAGGUGCCAGAGCUCAGGACGUUUCCAUCUGGGAAGGAGGUGGCCCCUAAGGGUGACUCCGAGCUCUGUCCCGCCAGCCUGGCUCAGCGCCGCUUCUCAGAAGGGGUCGUCCAGCCGCCUAGUAAGGACCCGGAGAGGUUGGGGGGCUCACUGGCCGCCCUGCCCCAGGCCCUGGGGAGCCAACUGGCCCUGGAUCCUGCCUUUGGGAGUGGGACAGAGUCCAGCUGGAGCCUGUCACAGUCCUUCGAGUGGAGCUUCCCCACACAGCCCUCUGGCCUGGGCACUUGGCACCUGGACGCCCCGCCUCCCUCCCCCAUUACUGAAGCCAGCGAGGCUGCUGAGGCUGCUGAAGCCAGCAGCUGUGCUAUGUCCCAGCAGAGGGAGGUGGCCUGGGCCCCUCCGGGGGACGCAGGGAGACCUGUUUCUGGGGUUCAGGGGGAAGACCCUGGGACCUCCCCAUCCCCUGAACCCCUGUCCACGUCAGAGGCCCCACACCUGCUGCAGGCUGAGGAAGGAUCGGAGCCCCAGGAGCUGUCACUUGGGCAGGAGGCCCCUCUCCCUGCGGUCACCACAGAGGCCGCCCUGUCCCUGCUGGAGCCCAUCCUGGGCCAGAGGCAGCCAGCACCCUCGGACCAGCCCUGUGUCCUCUUUACUGAUGGCCCUGGCCCUGGCCAGGCGUUGCCUGUGGAGGAGGUGGUAACUUUAGUCCAGGCCGAGACCACGCAGCCUGAAACAGAGGCCCAGGACUGGCAUCCGGCAUCCCUGGAGCCUGAGGGACCUGGUGGCAGCUCUCACUGGCUAAACGAGCUUUUGGCCUCCCCACCGCUACCGAAGGAUGAGCCGUCCCCAAGUGCCCGGCCCGAGGGACUCCUUGGCUGGGCCCAGAAAGAUCUACGGAGUGAAUUUGGGAUCGCAGCAGACCCCUACCCCAGCAACAAGGGGCCUUCUGGUUGGUCCCACAUUGCUCCUCAGGACUGCAGCCAUGGGGGCGCCCACCCCAGGGGAGACUUGGUCCUGGGGGGCCAGGCCUGGGCUGGUGUGUGUGGUCCAGGAGCCAGGGAGGGGAGUGAAAGGGAGUGGGCUGAUGUUGGCAGCAGCCCACCCCUGAGCGACAUGUGCGCCCCAGAACAGCUUGAUGCCCACGACCGGGUGGCUGGAACGCCAGCCCUGCUGAGCACCCAGAGCUGGGAGACCAGUGCCCAGGACCAGGAACUGGGGAACAGGGACCCCCGGGACACGGUCUCUAGCCGGGAUGCAGAAGUCCAGGACCAAGAACCAGGGAAGAGGGACCCCCGGGACACAGUCUCCAGCCGGGAUGCAGAAAUCCAGGACCAAGAACCAGGGAAGAGGGACCCCCGGGACAUGGUCUCCAGCUGGGAUGCAGAAAUCCAGAACCAGGAACCAGGAAAGAGGGACCCCUGGGACACAGUCUCCAGCCGGGAUGCAGAAAUCCAGAACCAGGAACCAGGGAAGAGAGACCCCUGGGACACAGUCUCCAGCCGGGAUGCAGAAAUCCAGGACCAAGAACCAGGGAAGAGGGACCCCGGGGACAUAGUCUCCCAUUGGGAGACAGAAGCCCAAGAUCAGGAACUGGGGAAGAGGGACACCCAGGACAUGGUUUCCCAUUGGGAUGCAGAAGUCCAAGACCAGGAAGGAGGGGAGAGGGACCCCCGGAACACAUUCUCAGGUCUCUGCGCAGAGUCCCAGGACGCCCAGGACCGGGAGUUUGGGAAGAGGGACUCUCUGGGCAUCUGUGCCAGCCAUGAGCCCAGCCUUUGGGACUGGGACUUUGGGGUGAGAGAUUGUCUGGGCGCCCGUGCCCACCAGGCCCCAGGGGCGCAGGCACUUGAGUCAGGGAACGAGCAGCGCUGCAGCUACAGCAGCCAGGACACCGAGGCGCAGGACCGGGAGUUUGAGAAGAGGGACUCCCAGCACAGUGCCUUCGACUGCCGGGCAGGAAUGCAGUGGGACCAGGGGCUCGGGCCGAGUUCCUGGAUGCAGUGCGGUGACAGUGACUGCGUGCAGGAUGGGGGCUUCAGCCCACAGGGAGCCCGGCAGCCUCAGGAGUUUGAGAUAACCUCGAGCGGCCAGGAUACUUGGGCUGUGGACCGGCCAGAGGAGCAGGGCACCGGGGGGCAGCUCAGCCCCAGUGCCCCCCGACUGCAAGGAGACCAGGGCGGUGGGCUAAGUGGUGACAGCAGCCAGCAGGUGGCAGGGCCUGUGGGCCCUGGGGAUGGGGACACCGGGAAACGAGGAUGGGCUGGUGAGUUAAACCUGGGUGUCACUCCGCAGCUGGAGACGUCUUUGAGCCCAGGGCUUCGUGAUUGGAGGGAGGACUCGCACCAGGAGCCUACCAUGAGGACCUCCCAGUUCGGCAUCAUUGGUGAUGACCGAGGGAGCAGUGCCAGCCCGAGCCCCCCCAUCAGUGCAGGAGGUGGCAACCUUGUGUCCCCUGGGGAGAUGGUAGCUGGUCCUGUGGGCUGGGCUGACCAGCUGGGUCUCAGGAACUUGGAUCUGUCCCGCUGCAGGGCCUCGGGGGGCUUGGCUGAGGCCAGAGAGGUGGCUGUGGGCCAGGUAGGCUGGCCGGAUCAUCAGGGCAUGCAAGAUAGUGGCCCGGCCAGCUGCUCAGAGGCGCAAGGGUCUGGGGAGUGUGUUGGGGUUGGUGUAGAUGAGCAGGCUUGGACUGUGGACCAUCGAGUACAGAGUUUGGCUGGGGUCAGGGAGCCUGGAGGCUGCAGCCUGGCCAGAGAAAGUGGAGUGGGGCAGACGGACUGGUCGGGUGUGGAGGCCAGCGAGUUUCUUAGGUCCAGGGAGCGUGGGGUAGGACAGGCAGACUGGACUCCCCACCUGGGGCUUGGGGACAUGGACCCCAGGGUAGCCUGCAGCCCCGGGGAGCCCAGAGAGCUGGUAGGGAGCCUGGGGAGCUGGCGGGAUGACCUGGGUCUGAGGAAUUUGGAGGUGUCCUGUGUCCCAGAGUCGGGGGGUUCCCGGAGUUGUGGAGUGGGCCAGGUAGACUGGGCCCACGAUAGAGGGCUCCAGAUUGACAGGUUCCCUGGGGUCCCCAGUGAAGCCAGAGAGCAGGGAGUAGGGGCAGCAGGGCCUGGCCCAGAGCCCAGCUUCAGGAGCAGUGGGAGCUCGUCCCCCAGCUUGGAGGCAAGGGAAUCAGGGGUCGGCGAGACCAGCGGGCCAGAGAGCCAGGGCGGAGAUGGCCUGGCGCCUUCCUCAGAGAUGCAGGCUGCGGACUCUGGAGCAGAGCCAGGUGGAGCGGCCGGCCUUGGACCCAGCAGGUGUCUAGCUUACUCCCCACCCCCUGAUGCCCAGGGCCUGCCAGAGGGACCGCUGGUGACCGAUAGUGCCAAGGCACUGGCCUCCCGGGAAUCGUCAGCCUCCUGGUCCAGCAUCCUGCUGGAGCAGGCAGGAGCCGUGGCAAGUGAUGACCAGGGGGAGUCCGUAGAGCCGAGUGGGGAACCCCUGCCCAGCCGGAGGUCCCAGCCAGAUGGCAAAGCCAGCUGUGUGGAGGAAGUGGAUGGCACCUGGGGCCUCGCAGAGUCUGGGCUCGGGGAGCAGGGCCCGACGCUGAGCCCCCGGCGGCCACCCCAGGGGCCUCCAGCCAGCGGCCCCAGCCAGGACUUUUCCUUCAUCGAGGACACCGAGGUCCUGGACAGCGCCAUGUUCCGGAGCCGUGCCUCCCUGGGCCGCAAGCGAGGGCACCGGGCCCCGGCCAUCCGCCCUGGGGGGACCCUGGGACUGGCGGAAGCCGCGGGCUCGGACGCGCGCCUCUUCCAGGAUUCAUCAGAGCCUCGGGCGUCCCGGGUGCCGUCCUCGGACGAGGAGGUGGUAGAGGAGCCGCAGAGCCGCCGCACACGGAUGACCUUGGGCCACAAGGGGCUGAAAGUCAACCUCUUUCCGGGCCUGAGCCCCGCAGCCCUGAAGGCCAAGCUGCGCUCCCGGAACCGCUCGGCUGAAGAGGCGGACCCGGCAGAGGGCAAGGGCGGCCAGAAGGAGUCUGCUGUGCAGCGCUCCAAGUCCUGCAAGGUCCCAGGGCUGGGGAAGCCCCUCGUAUUGCCCCCCAAGCCAGAGAAGUCCUCAGGGUCUGAAGGGUCCUCGCCCAACUGGCUGCAAGCCCUGAAGCUGAAGAAGAAGAAGGUGUGAGGGCCGCAGGUCUCCCUCAGAGUCUUGGGCCUGGCUAGUUCCUCUGGGGUCCCUGAUCCGGAACCCGCCGCAGCCUCUGUUCCCUGGCCUCGGAGGAGUGCUGGGGACAGGUUUAUGCACUUUGUAUCGCCUCCCUCGACCCCACCCCACUCGCCUCCCACCUGGCCCUGCCUCUGCCGCAGGGGUCGAGGGUCUGGCCCCUCCUCCCUCUGCCACUGCCUCAGCCUCCCGUGGGAUUUUUGAUACCGAUUUCUAGUUUUUAUAAAGGCCUUCAAUUUUUGUAACGGGUGAAGCUUCCCUGCCCCUCGAGGCGCCUUAGGGAGACCAAUGACGUUUUGCCACUUGAAACAUUCAAUAAAGCAUUUUGGGAAUC
Cavia porcellus (domestic guinea pig) is the source of this 5833-nucleotide messenger RNA. It is a transcript of the gene Cnot12, whose product is annotated as tankyrase 1 binding protein 1. The record is from RefSeq and is a predicted model, not a curated record. The transcript has 11 exons. Bases 262 to 5460 code for a protein of 1732 amino acids. NCBI's taxonomy places the organism in Eukaryota, Metazoa, Chordata, Mammalia, Rodentia, Caviidae. Gene Ontology annotation, cellular component: heterochromatin; nucleus. Gene Ontology annotation, biological process: cellular response to ionizing radiation; double-strand break repair.